UAACAAAGAACAGUGAGGUUGGAGGGUGUGGCUCAGGAAUUCUCCACAGACCUCUCUCCUUCGUGUUCUUUCACAGGUUUCUUUCCGCAGGUUUAACUCUGACUAGACUUCUCUGGGAACCGUAGGUUUAACUCUGACUAGACUUCUCUGGGAACCGUAGGUUUAACUCUGACUAGACUUCUCUGGGAACCGCAGGUUUAACUCUGACUAGACUUCUCUGGGAACCGCAGGUUUAACUCUGACUAGACUUCUCUGGGAACCGCAGGUUUAACUCUGACUAGACUUCUCUGGGAACCGCAGGUUUAACUCUGACUAGACUUCUCUGGGAACCGUAGGUUUAACUCUGACUAGACUUCUCUGGGAACCGUAGGUUUAACUCUGACUAGACUUCUCUGGGAACCGUAGGUUUAACUCUGACUAGACUUCUCUGGGAACCGUAGGUUUAACUCUGACUAGACUUCUCUGGGAACCGUAGGUUUAACUCUGACUAGACUUCUCUGGGAACCGCAGGUUUAACUCUGACUAGACUUCUCUGGGAACCGUAGGUUUAACUCUGACUAGACUUCUCUGGGAACCGUAGGUUUAACUCUGACUAGACUUCUCUGGGAACCGUAGGUUUAACUCUGACUAGACUUCUCUGGGAACCGUAGGUUUAACUCUGACUAGACUUCUCUGGGAACCGCAGGUUUAACUCUGACUAGACUUGUCUGGGAUAUUUCUCUCCACCACCAAACCUGUGCUGUAUUUUACCAUGGGAGUCGUAGGAGGAAUCAAAUGCAUCAAAUACCUAAUGUUCAUGUUCAACUUCCUCUUCUGGUUGGCAGGAACAGGAGUGUUGGCCGUAGGGCUGUGGCUGAGUUUUGACUCUCGGACUGUGGGACUGUUCGGUGGAGAGGACUCUCCUUCUCUCUUCUUCACCGGUGUGUAUAUUCUGCUGGCUGCGGGGAUGUUGAUGAUGGUUGUCGGGUUCCUGGGCUGCUGUGGAGCCAUUAAGGAAUCCCCCUGUAUGCUCGGACCGUUCUUCUUCUUCCUGUUGUUGAUCUUUGGGGUGGAGGUAGCAGCAGGGAUCUGGGGGCUCUCCAAUAAAGACACGGUGGUGGAAGACAUCACAGAGUUCUACAAGCAGACUUACAAUAACUACAUGAACACCAAGCAUGAGGCCCUGAAGGAGACAUUACGCCUCAUACACUUUGGACUGAACUGCUGCGGCCUGACAGGCACGAUAAUUGACAGCGCCAGGGAGACCUGCCCAAAGAAGGAAGGACUGGAGGCUCUGAUUACCACGGUAACAAACAUAACCCCUGCCGCAACAACUAUUUGAGUGACGAGCUAUUAUAUUAUAGGGUAGAAGUGUAUAUUAUAGGGUAUUAUAGGGUAGAAGUGUAUAUUAUAGGGUAUUAUAGGGUAGAAGUGUAUAUUAUAGGGUAGAGGUGUAUAUUAUAGGGUAGAAGUGUAUAUUAUAGGGUAGAGGUGUAUAUUAUAGGGUAGAAGUGUAUAUUAUAGGGUAGAAGUGUAUAUUAUAGGGUAGAAGUGUAUAUUAUAGGGUAGAGGUGUAUAUUAUAGGGUAGAAGUGUAUAUUAUAGGGUAGAGGUGUAUAUUAUAGGGUAGAGGUGUAUAUUAUAGGGUAGACGUGUAUAUUAUAGGGUAGAGUGUAUAUUAUAGGGUAGAAGUGUAUAUUAUAGGGUAUUAUAGGGUAAAAGUGUAUAUUAUAGGGUAGAAGUGUAUAUUAUAGGGUAGAAGUGUAUAUUACAGGGUAGAAGUGUAUAUUAUAGGGUAGAAGUGUAUAUUAUAGGGUAGAGGUGUAUAUUAUAGGGUAGAGGUGUAUAUUAUAGGGUAGAGGUGUAUAUUAUAGGGUAGAGGUGUAUAUUAUAGGGUAGAGGUGUAUAUUAUAGGGUAGAAGUGUAUAUUAUAGGGUAGAGGUGUAUAUUAUAGGGUAGAGGUGUAUAUUAUAGGGUAGAAGUGUAUAUUAUAGGGUAGAGGUGUAUAUUAUAGGGUAGAAGUGUAUAUUAUAGGGUAGAGGUGUAUAUUAUAGGGUAGAAGUGUAUAUUAUAGGGUAGAGGUGUAUAUUAUAGGGUAGAAGUGUAUAUUAUAGGGUAGAGGUGUAUAUUAUAGGGUAGAGGUGUAUAUUAUAGGGUAGAGGUGUAUAUUAUAGGGUAGAGGUGUAUAUUAUAGGGUAGAGGUGUAUAUUAUAGGGUAGAGGUGUAUAUUAUAGGGUAGAGGUGUAUAUUAUAGGGUAGAAGUGUAUAUUAUAGGGUAGAGGUGUAUAUUAUAGGGUAGAGGUGUAUAUUAUAGGGUAGAGGUGUAUAUUAUAGGGUAGAGGUGUAUAUUAUAGGGUAGAGGUGUAUAUUAUAGGGUAGAGGUGUAUAUUAUAGGGUAAAAGAGUUGUAGCAGUGUGUAAUCUCAGUGUGUUGUUCUGUCAGAGUUGCCCAGCGGCCAUUGACGAGGUGUUCAACUCUAAACUCCAUAUCAUUGGAGGAGUGGGCAUCGGAAUUGGAGUCCUCAUGAUCUUUGGGAUGAUCUUCAGCAUGCUGCUGUGCUGUGCCAUCAGGAGGUCCCGUGACAUCAUGUAGACUCAGACUCUGCCAUUCCGUCCACUUAACUUAUCUGUGUGUCUGUCCUGUUAAAUGCUCACUAGGUUUGUACUGCCAUUCGAGAUAGUUGUCAGUUUUAGGCUGGCAGCCAACCAGCCAGCCAGCCAACCAGCUAGCCAGCCAACCAGCUAGCCAGUCAGUCAGGCUCUACCCUGGAUGGAAACUCAGUCUCCUGUGAAUGUGUGGAGCCGUGCUGAGGUUUUGUAACAAUGUAAUCAGUGUAUCGUUUCAUCACUGUAGAAGCAAAACGCCUUCAAAUCUGCCAGAAUUUAAUCUGAUGUAUGUGCUUUAAAAACCUGACUAUGUUUCUCCUCAUAUUGCCUGUUUGUUCAGCUACAUGGACUGUAACAACUUUAUGGCAGAGUACAGAUUUUAUAAACAUUUUUAUUGCAACUAUUUUGAUGAACUAAGAUGUAUAUUUCUUUGAAUUGCCAAAUAAAAUGACUUAAUAUGGA
Molecule: messenger RNA, 3046 nt
Organism: Oncorhynchus keta (chum salmon)
Lineage: Eukaryota; Metazoa; Chordata; Actinopteri; Salmoniformes; Salmonidae
Product: CD9 antigen-like
Exons: 13
Coding region: 752-1321 (189 amino acids)
Cellular component (GO): membrane
Source: RefSeq, a predicted model, not a curated record